Molecule: messenger RNA, 438 nt
Organism: Quercus robur (English oak)
Lineage: Eukaryota; Viridiplantae; Streptophyta; Magnoliopsida; Fagales; Fagaceae
Exons: 2
Coding region: 1-438 (145 amino acids)
Molecular function (GO): RNA-DNA hybrid ribonuclease activity; nucleic acid binding
Source: RefSeq, a predicted model, not a curated record
AUGAUUCCGUUCUUCACGCUUUGUGGAGUUAUGGGGUGGCUCAAAGAUGUAUGGCCUGGUAGUCUCUCUACCGUCCAAAUAUGUAAGACUAACCAAGUUGAUAUGCUGGGAUUGUUGGAGUACUUGAUGGCUCGGCUGAGUUUGGAGGAGCUGGAAUUUUUCUUUGUGCAGCUUCAGUUAGGAGUUCCUCCAUGUCCACGUGCUCCAUCUCGGUGGCAGCCUCCUCCUGCUCCCAGUUAUAAGCUGAAUUUUGACGCUGCAAUGUUCACAAACCCUCCUGCAACAGGUUAUGGCAAUAUUAUUAGGAAUAAUAAGGGCGAAGUGAUGGCUGCUUCUUCUACUAGAGGUGUCUUGGCAUCUGGUUCUCAAGAAGCUGAGGUUUUGGCUUGUCGUCAUGCAGUUGAGUUUGCCCUUGGGUUUCGGAGAUUUAGUUAUUGA